Molecule: messenger RNA, 165 nt
Organism: Anisakis simplex (herring worm)
Lineage: Eukaryota; Metazoa; Nematoda; Chromadorea; Rhabditida; Anisakidae
Source: the annotation of a GenBank genome assembly
GCGAAGAAAAAAACGAGUCUGGAUUUGGUCAUCCAAAAGGGUCCUAUACUUGGUUUACCAUGGAUCACAGGCUUUGGAAUUAACGGCAAAAUUUAUGAUCCAUUCUUGCGGGGACGAUACACGGAUAAAGUUGACGUCGUCAGACUCGGAAUCCCAACUGGAUGA